UAUAAGAGGCUCAUACACACACACCACUCAGUGAUUAAGAAAAUCUCACAUACAUACACAAAUCAUGUACUUGCGUUUACUUUGCACAUGUGUGUGUCUGUCUAUGUGUGUGAGCCUCACAUACGGUCUACGAACAAAUCGGAGGGAUGAGAGACAGCAGAGCCAUGCGGUGGCAAGAACAUCUAGAUUUAACACACCUGCACAUCCAGUGACCAGCUCUCAGUGCCUGGUAAAUGGGAUCUUUCUCCAUGAGGGAGCUGUUUGGUCUCCAGAUGCAUGUAACAUGUGCCAUUGUAGAAGCGGUGUGGUUCAGUGCCGUGGAGUGCCCUGCCAGAAUAUAGCUAUACCUUCCUCAAGGCUUCAGGGUGGCCAUCAGAAACCAGCCCAUAGAGAGAAGCUGAAGAAAUCGAGUGAAAAAAAGAAAGUCCAUCCACAGAAUGAGAAGAAGAAAGCAUCACAGGGAAAAGUCGAUGUAGAGGUCAAGCCAAAGACAAUGCAGAGGCCUGCUAAAACCGUAAACCUUCCACCUGCACAGAAGAAACAUGCACCUCCAUCACUACCAAAUAUGAAACAGCAAGCAACUGAGAUAGGAAUUGGGAAUUCACCUAUGGCCACUCCUCCUGACAUGUUCCCAGAUUCAUACACCUAUGAUGACCAUGAUGAUGACGACUACCUGGAAGAUGAUAGCGAAUCUGAUGAGGAUGAGGAUGAUAUCCCAGUUUUACAUAACACUCACACCAAAAGUUCACCGUUCAGCAGAAAUGUGGUGUCUCUUACCCAGAAGCUGAAAAUGCCUGUAUUACAAAGGCCACUCCCUCUUCCUACAAGGCCACCCAGAGUUUUGCCACCUAAUGGAGGUGUUAGAGCUAGAGUAGGUGUGGUUAAAGGCAGAGGGGGUGGAGCCAAUGUAGUAGGUCGUCCCGUUAUCCGUUCCUCCAAUUAUAUGGCAUCUCUCCCAGCGGGAUGCCUGCUGUCUGACACCCUGAUUGCAUGUGGCAACACUGGCUUGACCAGCAUGCCUUUCAUUAAAGAUGCUGGGGUCAAAACACUUUACCUGUCAGAUAAUAAGAUCAGUAAGAUCCCGGUGCGAGCGCUGCACGGCUUACCCAAUCUACAGUGGCUCGACCUGAGCAAGAAUAAACUGGAUGACACAUCACUGGGGCUGAAUGUGUUCCGGAAUCUGACCAAACUGCGUCGUCUGAAUCUGGAUGGAAAUAAUCUGACCAAAAUCCCUCUGCUGCCGCCAUCACUGCUGGAGCUGAAGAUCAAUGACAACAAACUGAGUGGACUCACACCUCACAGCUUUAAAGGUUUGUCCCAGCUGCUGACUCUGGAGAUGGAGGACAAUCAUUUCCACGAUGGGAAUGUGUCUCCGGUGGCAUUCAGGCCCCUCAAGAAACUAAUUUACCUGCGACUGGACGAUAAUGACUUUAGAGCCAUUCCCUCUGGCCUGCCUGCAUCACUGAAGGAGUUGCAUUUGUCAGAUAACCGGAUCGAAGUAGUUCAUGCCGGACUCCUCAAUAAGACGGUGAACCUGCGGAUCCUAAAUCUGAGCCAUAAUAAAAUCAGAGAGGACCGAAUUGCGCCGAGAGCGUGGUUUCAUCUACGUAAGUUGGAGACAUUGGAUCUGUCCCACAAUAAAUUGGUCCACGUCCCCUCUUUCCUGCCUGUCGGUCUUGUCCAGCUAACACUGCACCACAAUCAGAUUGAGAGAAUCCCAGGAUAUGUGUUUGCUCACAUGCAGCCCGGUCUCAGCUCAUUACACCUCUCAUACAACCGGCUAAGGGAGGACGGCAUCAAUGAAGUGUCCUUCCUUGGUCUAAGACACUCACUGAAUGAGCUGCUGCUGGACCAUAACCAGCUCAGAGAGAUUCCACGUGGGAUUGUGCAACUCCGUGUCCUUCACGUCCUCCGCCUCAACCACAACUACAUCAGCUCGGUACCCAUGAACACCCUGUGUGACAUCACCGCCCGUGACGACUCCCCACUGCUCUCCGUUCACCUGCAGAAUAACCUUAUCGAUCGGCGUUUAGUCCCGCCUACAGCACUCACCUGUAUUAAACAGUACAGCAGUGUGAUCCUUCACCCUCAGAGACACGAACAGAUCUACGAGUGAACACACUCUUAAACACACUCGAUUACACACAGUAUACUCACAUAUAGAACCAACAAGCCAGGUGACAGUAGAACCUUUGGGGCAGGAUUAUUUCAACAUUAUGGUAAAAGUAUAUCUCAUGUACCUGACAUAAGAAUAAUAAUGCAGUUACAAUGUGUCAUUUUUUCCCUCAUACUUUAUACUAAUGAAGCUCAUUUUUAUUUUACUAGUUUAAAGUGCAAGUUUGUAUCUGAAUUAUAAUUUUUUAUUCCAGAAUGUAUUGCGUUAUACCAGUGAGACCGUAGAUAAGUAAACAUGUUAAUCUGAUUAUAACAUAUACCGUAUAGUAUUUUUAAUAGUGAUAAAUGUUGUGAAAACACACCUAAUACAC
Messenger RNA from Silurus meridionalis, 2486 nucleotides. RefSeq lists its product as uncharacterized. The transcript has 10 exons. The record is from RefSeq and is a predicted model, not a curated record. Gene Ontology annotation, cellular component: extracellular matrix. Gene Ontology annotation, molecular function: protein binding; collagen V binding; heparin binding. Gene Ontology annotation, biological process: extracellular matrix organization; positive regulation of cell-substrate adhesion. NCBI's taxonomy places the organism in Eukaryota, Metazoa, Chordata, Actinopteri, Siluriformes, Siluridae. The coding region runs from base 65 to 2116 and encodes 683 amino acids.